AUGUUCACGGAGAGAGCUGGCGCCCGGAACCCAGCGGAGGACAGCAGCUUGUGCUUCGUUUGCGUCAUGCUCCCAGCUUGUGUGUUUGUGUGCGAGUUCAGCGAGAUCAGUAUCACAUCCGCCGAGCAGGAUCAUCCGGGAGUCGAGGACUGCUUUGAGGACUGCUUCGAGGAUGCCGUGGACGUAGCCCAGCCCGAGGAGCCCGAGGAGCUUCCGAUGUUUCUUUGCAUGCCAGGGGGUUUCCGAAAUCGCGGUCCAGAGAAGGUCGAAUCCCGCAACCAGCAGCUGGUCGUCAAGAGCACCUUCCUGGAUGUCAUGGAUGGCUUCAGCGCACCCGCCUGUAUGGAGCCCACUCUAGCACAGCCGCCCUUAAAACUGGCGACCUGGAAGCCCUUCACCGAUGGACUACCAUUCAACAAGCCAACAGAGAUCCCUGGAAUCAAAUGCAAUGAAGAUGGAAAGCCCGUCAAGCCGAGGCACCAGCUGCCUACGAGCCCGGGCAACUCGAGGUGGGAGACCACGAUUCAGCAGUUUCCGCUCGACUCUGCCAGCCGGGCACAGACAUCUGAGACGACUGGCUCUGUGGCGGAGCUAUCGAAGACAGAGGUUGUAGAGGAUGGGCGGGGCAUCGAAGCUUCGAGGAGCGAUGAUGAGCAGUCAAAUGACGACGAACGAACGACAGUCAUGCUGCGUAAUCUGCCCAACAACUACACCAGGGACAUGUUCCUGCAGAUGAUGGAUCAGAACGGUUUUAAAGGCCGAUAUGACUUUGCGUACCUGCCCUUCGACUUUGGCCGAAAUGCCAACCUGGGCUAUGCUUUCGUUAACAUGGUCCGACCUGCUGACGUGGUAUCGUUUCGCCGGGUCUUCCAGGGCUACUCCAAGUGGAGCCUGCCUACCUCAAAGGUUUGCCAAGUCAGCUGGAGUGGUCCACACCAGGGUUUCGAUGCGCACGUCGCUCGCUACCGCAACAGCCCGGUGAUGCACCGGUCAGUCCCAGACGAGUACAAGCCAAUCAUCUUCAAGGCAGGAGUUCGUCAAGAGUUCCCUCCGCCAACCAGGAGGCUGAAGCCCCCUGCCCGGUUUGCAGGACGCUGA
This is a messenger RNA of Symbiodinium natans, 1098 nucleotides long. NCBI's taxonomy places the organism in Eukaryota, Dinophyceae, Suessiales, Symbiodiniaceae. The record is from the annotation of a GenBank genome assembly.